Molecule: messenger RNA, 456 nt
Organism: Protopolystoma xenopodis
Lineage: Eukaryota; Metazoa; Platyhelminthes; Monogenea; Polystomatidea; Polystomatidae
Source: the annotation of a GenBank genome assembly
CUUCUUCUCUUCCAUCUGGCUAGUCGAGCCAAGUUUUACUUAUUUAGAAUUCCAUACCUAAUUACUGGCCAAGACGAAGAUUCCCCUCGCCAGCGGCCCUCUGGCGACCAUUUCGAGCGUGCUCGGUUCCCUCCGGGUCAUUCAGCAUCAGUCGCAGAAAGUGGUGGUGGCGGGCGUGACAAAGUUCCCCCGCCACACAGUCAACCAUCUCUCUUUCAACCAGUAAACGCAGACCUCGGGCCUAACAACGAGGAUUCUGGCCUCGUGGCUGACGCUUCAUCUAAUAAUAAAGAAAACAGGCAUGAUGUCCAGCAUUCGGAUAAUGAUCAACGCUUUGGUGUCAACAAUGGUUUUGACCGUCUGUCCACAGCUGGCCAUCUGACACGAGAUGAAUUCAGCCUGCAUAAGAUGAUUGUUGUGGCCACUUCGGCUGGAAAGGUUGCUAUACUUAUAUAA